Molecule: messenger RNA, 2525 nt
Organism: Anopheles gambiae (African malaria mosquito)
Lineage: Eukaryota; Metazoa; Arthropoda; Insecta; Diptera; Culicidae
Gene: Ip259
Product: ribosome biogenesis protein NSA2 homolog
Exons: 2
Coding region: 492-1271 (259 amino acids)
Biological process (GO): maturation of LSU-rRNA; maturation of 5.8S rRNA
Cellular component (GO): nucleolus; preribosome, large subunit precursor
Source: RefSeq, a predicted model, not a curated record
GAGUAAGGUGAGUUUGUGAGUUGUUCCCGGGAAAAAGUCCAUCUUUUGUGGUAAAGUUCAUCAAAAUAGCGUUGAUAGCGUUGGCAAAAGUUGUUGCCAGCCUGAGCAAAACGGAUUUGAUUAAGCGUUGUGUAGUUUAGGUGUGAAAAUAUUGUAAUAUUGUGCCGGGUGAAGUCUUAUUCCCCGACAGCAGCAAUACACGGCACAUGUGGAACGCAGACGUGUGUGCGUGAAGAGCAAGUUAAGGCAGGGAACGAAGCAAAGUUUGGUUCAGCUGGCUAGGAUAGUUUUAAGUCUAAUUUCUCUUGGGUUACUGUGAAGAAUACUUUCGACGUGUUGGGGAUCUUUGAUAAGGAAGGUGCACGGCGAUCGAUUGCUCUCCCGGGGCAACAAGGCACAUCUGUGUGUGCGUGUGUGUGUCGUAUAGCGGCAAGAGUCUCCGACGUCUGGCGGUGUGGCCGGUACGCUCACUCUAAGCAACAUCAUUCACCAUGCCGCAGAACGAGUAUAUUGAGCGGCACAUUAAGCUGUACGGUCGCCGGCUCGAUUAUGAGGAGCGCAAGCGUAAGCGGGAGGCUCGCGAGCCGAAGAAGCGCGCCGCCAUGGCCCGCAAGCUGCGGGGCAUGAAGGCGAAGCUGUUCCAGAAGCAGCGCCGCAACGAGAAGAUCCAAAUGAAGCGCAAGAUCCAGGCGCACGAGGAGAAGAAGGUGAAGAAGACGACCGAAAAGGUGGAGGACGGUGCGCUGCCCCCGUACCUGAUGGAUCGUGGCAUCCAAUCGAACGCCAAGGUGCUGUCGAACAUGAUCAAGCAGAAGCGCAAGGAGAAGGCGGGCAAAUGGGACGUGCCGAUACCGAAGGUGCGCGCCCAGGCCGAUGCCGAGGUGUUUAAGGUGAUCCGGAGCGGCAAGACGAAGCGCAAGGCCUGGAAGCGUAUGGUCACGAAGGUGACGUACGUCGGCGAGAACUUUACCCGCAAACCGCCCAAGUACGAACGCUUCAUCCGACCGAUGGCGCUGCGUAUGAACAAGGCGCACGUGACGCACCCGGAGCUGAAGGCCACCUUCCAUCUGCCGAUCAUUGGCGUGAAGAAGAAUCCCUCCUCGCCGAUGUACACGAGCUUGGGCGUCAUCACCAAGGGUACGGUGAUUGAGGUGAACAUUUCCGAGCUCGGUCUCGUCACACAGUCCGGCAAGGUGGUGUGGGGAAAGUACGCCCAGGUGACGAACAACCCGGAGAACGACGGUUGCAUCAACGCGGUAUUGCUGGUGUAAAGCAGCGGCGGAGGGAACGGGGGGAAAGGGAUGAUAUAUUAAGGGAGGGGAGAGGGAAUUGGUCUGAAUUGGAUUUGUCGCAUCCGGUUCAAGACGGACGGCGUAAUUCUUCAGCAGUGAUAGUGCGCUAGGUAUUAAGCUUUUCUUAUCUAAGAGCAGGGAUAAGUUCGAAUCAAACAAAUCUCUAGCGUAAAGGAGAAGGCACAGGAUCAGGAUUUUUGUACAAACGAAACAACAAGCCCUGAAUAAGAAAGGACCGUUGAAAUAUGGCGCGCUACAUUGUUUAGCGACCGACAAUUUAACAACGCUCGUGUUAUCAACUCGCAUUUUGAUGAACGAAACACUCUCUCGGAUACGGAGUAGUAGAACAGGGGGAGAGGAAUUUUGUAUUCUAUCGUUCUAACCAAUAUUUACCCCGCUUGGGUGUGCAGACGGUUCAAGAUGCAGAUCUUCGUCAAAACCCUCACGGGUAAGACCAUUACCCUUGAGGUCGAGCCCUCGGAUACGAUCGAGAAUGUGAAGGCGAAGAUCCAGGACAAGGAGGGAAUCCCGCCAGAUCAGCAGCGUCUGAUCUUCGCCGGCAAGCAGCUGGAGGAUGGCCGCACGCUGUCCGACUACAACAUCCAGAAGGAGUCGACCCUUCAUCUGGUGCUGCGCCUGCGCGGUGGUGCCAAGAAGCGCAAGAAGAAGAACUACUCCACCCCGAAGAAGAUCAAGCACAAGAGGAAGAAGGUCAAACUUGCUGUCCUCAAGUACUACAAGGUAAGGGGCAAUCAGUUCAUUAUUCUUGUGUAACGCAGAUUCACUUAAAAACAAUCACUUAUUCUAUUCUCCUUGUCCCCUGGCACAGGUCGACGAGAACGGAAAGAUCCACCGUCUGCGUCGUGAGUGCACCAGCGAGUCGUGCGGUGCUGGCGUGUUCAUGGCUGCCCAUGAGGACCGUCACUACUGCGGCAAGUGCCACCUGACGCUUGUCUACUCGAAGCAGGAGGAGAAGUAAAAGGUGAAAGUGGCGUGAGCGGAGGGUGUACGGCGCGCUUGGCCGUAUCAGUCUUGAACCCCAACCACACCAACCCCCCUCCACACGUGUAAGAGGCGCGUGCUCGCUUCUCAGGUUGCUUUUCCACUUCUUCUACCUGAGUUUAGUGUAAUCGAUGCGGCAGCGUGUUGUCCUCUACACGGUUCCACACAAACUGGAAGGGAAAACAAUAAAGAUGAUACGGCUAUCGUGUCCUGUAUUACAUUAACAUCUAA